Penicillium canariense is the source of this 2352-nucleotide messenger RNA. RefSeq names its product Ras GTPase activating protein IRA2. The record is from RefSeq and is a predicted model, not a curated record. The transcript is spliced from 4 exons. Gene Ontology annotation, biological process: regulation of actin cytoskeleton organization; regulation of GTPase activity. Gene Ontology annotation, molecular function: GTPase activator activity; protein binding. NCBI's taxonomy places the organism in Eukaryota, Fungi, Ascomycota, Eurotiomycetes, Eurotiales, Aspergillaceae. Gene Ontology annotation, cellular component: cell cortex. The coding region runs from base 1 to 2352 and encodes 783 amino acids.
AUGUCCGUUGCGACCAUGCUUCAGCCUGCAUCGAGAAUCUCCCGAGCCUCCUCGUCCUCGUCCUCCUCGUUUCAGCCCGUCGCACGACAGAACACCAUGUCGUCGCACGAUACGCGGUCGCUCCGCCAAUCCAAGCGGAUGUCGGUCACCGCACUCUACCUGUCCAUGUCCGCGAAGGACCGAGACUUGGAAAUCUCAGAUGACUUGGCACGAGCCCAAAAAUACCUCCGCGAACUCAAGUCCAAGAUCUCGUCGCAGUCCAAGAAGAACUUCGUGCUGGAGAAGGAUGUGCGGUACUUGGACUCGCGGAUAGCACUGUUGAUUCAGAACCGCAUGGCCUUGGAGGAGCAAAACGAAGUCGCUAGCCAUCUCGACGAUACUGCCGAUCCGCAAGAGGGAUUCUUUCCGAAUGACGAACGAACACAGAAAUAUGGCAAUCUCCUGUUCCUCCUGCAGUCCGAGCCCCGCCAUAUCGCCCAUCUGUGCCGGCUGGUCUCCAUGGCGGAGAUUGACUCGCUUCUUCAGACGGUCAUGUUCACCAUUUACGGAAACCAGUACGAGAGCCGUGAAGAGCAUCUCCUGCUCACUAUGUUUCAGUCCGUCCUCACCUACCAGUUCGACAACACCCCCGAGUACUCCUCCCUCCUGCGCCAGAACACCCCGGUCUCUCGGAUGAUGACUACCUAUACCCGCCGUGGUCCCGGUCAGAGCUACCUGAAGCAGGUCCUUGCCGAUCGCAUCAACUCGUUGAUCGAAUUGCGAGAGGUGGAUCUGGAGAUCAACCCCCUGAAGGUGUACGAGAGCAUGGUGAAGCAGAUCGAGGAGGAGACGGGCUCGCUCCCCGACUAUCUGGCCCGUUCGGUGACGGCCGAGGACGCCGCCGACAACAAGCAGGUGCAGGCGAUCAUUGCCCCCCGCCUGAAGAUGUUGACGGAUAUCGCGAACGGGUUCUUGACCACCAUCAUCGAGUCGGUGGAUGAGGCUCCGUACGGUAUUCGCUGGAUUUGCAAGCAGAUUCGCAGCCUGUCCCGCCGCAAGUACCCGGAUGCUCAGGACCAGACCAUCUGUACUCUGAUCGGUGGAUUCUUCUUCCUGCGCUUCAUCAACCCCGCCAUUGUCACUCCCCGUUCCUAUAUGCUGAUCGACGCCACCCCGACCGACAAGCCGCGCCGUACCCUGACUCUGAUCGCUAAGAUGCUUCAGAACUUGGCCAAUAAGCCUUCGUAUGCCAAGGAGCCGUACAUGGCCAGUCUGCAGCCUUUCAUCGAGCAGAACAAGGAGCGAGUGAACAAGUUCCUCCUCGACCUCUGCGAAGUCCAGGACUUCUACGAGAGCCUGGAAAUGGACAACUACGUGGCUCUGUCGAAGCGUGAUCUCGAGCUCCAGAUCACUCUUAACGAAAUGUACGCGACGCAUGCUCUCCUGGAGAAGCACAGUUUGGCCCUCGCUCAAGACCAUAACUCCCAUCUUGCCCUGCUGUUGCAGGAGCUGGGCGCUGCCCCGCCACAGGUGCCACGCAAAGAGAACCGCACCAUUACAGUGCCACUCUUCAGCCGAUGGGAAACUGCUCUGGAUGACUUGACUGCCGCCCUGGACAUCACCCAAGAGGAAGUGUUCUUCAUGGAGGCCAAGGCGACCUUCGUCCAGAUCCUCCGUUCCCUGCCUCCCAACUCCUCAGUCGCUCGUCGCCCGCUGCGCCUGGACCGUAUCGCCGAGGCAGCGGCUACCCUCAAGAACGACGCCGUGAUGGUGCGCAAGGGUAUCCGCACGAUGGAGCUGUUGAGUCAACUGCAAGACAUGGGCGUGAUCGACCGCUCUGAUGAAUUCAGUCUCCUCCGGGAUGAGGUGGAGCAAGAAUUGGUGCACCUCGGCUCCCUGAAGCAGAAUGUGCUGGAGGAAACCGGGAAGCUCGAGGAGGUGUUUGCCACCAUCCGCGACCACAAUGCCUAUCUGGUGGGCCAGCUGGAAACUUACAAGUCCUAUCUCCACAACGUGCGCAGCCAAUCCGAGGGCAAGUCGCGGAAGCAGCAGAAGCAUCAGGAACUAGGGCCGUACAAGUUCACGCACCAGCAGCUCGAGAAAGAGGGCGUCAUUCGGCGCAGCAACGUACCGGAGAACCGUCGGGCGAACAUCUACUUUAUGUUCAAGAGCCCGCUGCCCGGCACCUUUGUCAUCAGCCUGCAUUAUAAGGGCCGAGCCCGUGGAUUGUUGGAGCUUGAUCUCAAGCUCGAUGAUCUCCUGGAAAUGCAAAAGGACAACCUCGAGGAUCUUGACCUGGAAUACGUCCAGUUCAACGUCACCAAGGUGCUAACCCUCUUGAACAAACGAUUUGCACGCAAGAAGGGGUGGUAA